Molecule: messenger RNA, 1533 nt
Organism: Ustilago hordei
Lineage: Eukaryota; Fungi; Basidiomycota; Ustilaginomycetes; Ustilaginales; Ustilaginaceae
Exons: 4
Coding region: 1-1533 (510 amino acids)
Source: RefSeq, a predicted model, not a curated record
AUGCAGAGCAUCAAUCUGCCCACCUCUUGGCCGCUUCCACCCACCAGCGCAAUCGCAUCACAUCUGCGCCAAGAGCUUCACGGGCUCAAGCAUGAUGUUGCGCAGCUGACAGAAAAAACAGAAGCCGCGGCCGACAGGAUCGCGUUGGUUUUGAAGCGGCUCCGCUCACAAGAUGAGAUGGGGCGGAGCACUUCGGACGACGCCGUCUCCCACAAGUCUGACCUCAGCGAGACCAUCAGGAACCAUCCUUUUGCAGAGUUCAGUUUCCACGAUUUCGCCCUCAUGGACAUCGCGCAGGACGUGGAAGUCCGCAGCGAUCCCGAAGGCGAACACUGCCCACCGCCCACACUCGGAGAGAAUGUAGCAUACAAAAGGGGGAGCGCGCGUGUCGCCAAACCCAUAUUGCCUUCUUCUCCCGCACUGACCCAGCCCGGCUCCUCGUGUGAAUCGUCAAGCACGUUCCUAUCCGUGACUGCAUCGCUCAAGAAUGAAAUCGCCCGAACUCAUCAGUGCGAGGUCGUAGAGAGGAGAAUACGCAUCCUCGUAAAGCAAGUCAAGCAAACUACUUCAUAUCACGUUAGUUCGCUGAUUGCACGUCAGAUCAUUGCCUAUAUGCACUUUCUCAAUACUGACCGUGUCAGACGCUUCAUCAGAGAACAUCUAGAUACUAUCCCACCCACCUGUGUAGGAUGGUACAGCUUCGCUGGUGGUUGUGUGGAUGAAGCUUUAACUCGGUGCAGUCGUGUCCAGCAGGUCAACAAUCCAGUCUAUGAUGGUCUUGUGGCUCUGGUCUUCAUUCACUUUGGCAUCUUUGACGUCGACACCUCAAGCUCAACGUCACACGGUAGCAAAGACGAGGCCGGAGGUGUCAAGCUUCCUCCCUUUGCUAAGCUGCUGAACAAGACACGUACAACAAAGACCGCUCGACAAGGCAAGGGCUCGGGUCCGGCGGUCAGUCAUUACCUGAAGGACAUGGAGAGGACAACCCGUGGUGCUGCGCUAUCUGUCGAAACUCUUGUCGCUGUGACCGAGCUGUGCCUGCAAGGAGUCCUUAGCGAAACUGUCCUAUCCGAUAUCCUGGUUCUAUUUACUCUUGGCGACGUUGAGAACAACUUCACGGUUGUGCCAAGCGAUAUCGAGCUUCUUCGAGGUUUUCUUCACGAAGGGCUUCUGCCGAGAAAAGCUGUCAUUCGGGCAAAGUUCACGAGCACUCAUCUCAUUCUGGACUUAACGGCAAUUGUAGAGUCGAUGGAAAAGUUUGAAGAAGUGAGCAAGGCGGAGAUAUUGCGUUCGACUCGACGUUUCACGAAUCGUUCUAUGGAUUCGAUCGAAAGCGAGGGGCGCGAUUGGAUUAAUCUUGAUCGGAUGCCAUGCACUACAGGAACGAAGUGGUCGCAGCAGUCUCAAACGAAGGGAUUCCUAACUUCCGCACGCGUACUUCGGAGGCUUUGUCGUCGAGAUGGUUCUGCAACGAGAGACAAGAAACCUGCCAACAUGUUAGACCUUCUAAACGGUGACACUCCAACAUCAUAG